This is a messenger RNA of Cadophora gregata, 759 nucleotides long. RefSeq lists its product as uncharacterized. The record is from RefSeq and is a predicted model, not a curated record. Lineage: Eukaryota; Fungi; Ascomycota; Leotiomycetes; Helotiales; Ploettnerulaceae. Bases 1 to 759 code for a protein of 252 amino acids. The transcript is spliced from 2 exons.
AUGCACGCCUUCUCCUUCCUUUCGGCUAUCCUAGCCGCUAGCUCGCUCGUCAGCUCUGCUGCCAUCGCCCGGCGCCAUAUUGGAGAAGAUGAGAUCCUCGUCUUCGGCGACAACGGCCGCCACGAGAUCGUCAAGCUCGCAGACUACCAAGCCGAGUUGGCUCGAACCAAUACCACCAUCGACCGACCUGAGUCUCCCUUCGACAAUGUUGACUCUUGGGAAUCACCUGUUGAUGGAGAGGGAUCCAACAGUACCGACUCCGACGUCGAGAAGCGCUGCACAAGUACAAAGCUCAUCGUCCGCAACAAAGACAUCGACUUUCUCGAUUGGGAUGUCCCAAUGUCCUCCGCAUUCCACGCCACCAACUCCCCAGGCACCAUCUCCGUAUCAGGCGGCCACACUGUCCAGGACACCCUCACGACCUCCAGCUCCGUUGACUUCCCCUUCAUCAAAAGCGUAAUUUCCGCAUCCGUCGGCAUCACGUUCACCCAGCAAUGGACCUCAACCUACAACACUGCCUACACCUCCACCGUACCCAAGGGCAAGUGGGGAAUCAUGGUCAGCAACCCUCGCGUCUACCGCCGCAGCGGUUACGCAAAGGUCGGUUGCAUUGGUAGCCAGCGCAGCACUUACUUCCAGGCCGAUCAGCACUUCAGCAAUGAUUACAAGGGACUUUCUUGGGUCCAGGGUUCUAUCAGUCUUUGCACUUCGAAUAGCUACCCGAUUAAGCAGUGCAAUGGAAAUGGUUACAACCACUAG